Neopelma chrysocephalum (saffron-crested tyrant-manakin) is the source of this 3568-nucleotide messenger RNA. It is a transcript of the gene TSPAN18, whose product is annotated as tetraspanin 18. The record is from RefSeq and is a predicted model, not a curated record. The coding region runs from base 368 to 1111 and encodes 247 amino acids. NCBI's taxonomy places the organism in Eukaryota, Metazoa, Chordata, Aves, Passeriformes, Pipridae. The transcript has 10 exons. Gene Ontology annotation, cellular component: membrane.
UAGUGGGAGCCCAGCGCCGCCGGGAGCCGCCUGCCGCUCGGUCCAUCCGUCCGUCUGCCCGCUCGGUCCGUCUCCCGGAGCCGCAGCCGCGGGAGCUGCUGCGGGCGUUGGCAGGUUGACCAACCCAGAUCACAGUGCUAGUGACCUGAAGCAAGGAUCCUGCCCAAUGCAUGAUCAGUACAACCUGACUUCUUCUUGAGGAGAACAAAUAUUUCUCUGAAAGUCUUUCCCUUCAAAGCAGCACGCAGGACAAGCUUGGAUAGAACGAAAUACAUGGGACACACAGACAAUUAAAGACUAGAAUAGACGCUGUGCUUCCAGUCCCAAGAUUUUUAAAGGAGGAGUUGGACCAAAGAGCCUGAAGACCAUGGAGGGAGACUGUCUGAGCUGCAUGAAGUACCUGAUGUUUCUUUUCAAUUUCUUUAUAUUUCUGGGAGGAGCGUGCCUGCUGGGACUUGGAAUCUGGGUCAUUGUGGAUCCCACAGGUUUUCGAGAGAUAGUGGCUGCCAACCCUCUGCUCUUCACAGGAGCGUACAUCAUGUUGGCUAUGGGAGCAAUGCUCUUUCUGCUGGGUUUCCUCGGCUGCUGUGGUGCCAUCCGUGAGAACAAAUGCCUCCUGCUUUUUUUCUUCAUGUUUAUUUUGUUAAUCUUCCUGGCAGAGCUUUCAGCUGCAAUCCUGGCUUUUAUCUUCAGAGAAAAUCUGACCAGAGAGUUUUUCACUAAGGAGCUGAAGAAGCAUUACCAGAGAAACAACGACACAGAUGUCUUCUCUUCCACCUGGAACUCUGUUAUGAUCACAUUUGCCUGCUGUGGAGUGAACGGACCAGAAGAUUUUGAAGCUAUCCCUCAUCUUCCACACUCCUCUUUGGAAAAGAUGACACCGGAGGCUUGUUGCCAGCGAGAGCUCCAGAGCCGGGAGGGGAUGUUUGUCAACAAGGAAGCUUGCCUCACAGGCAUCGAGAGGUUUCAGAACCGACAAGGCUGCUACACUGUGAUCCUGAACUCCUUUGAGACCUACGUGUACCUUGCAGGAGCCCUUGCCAUCGGAGUGUUGGCUAUUGAGCUGUUCGCUAUGAUCUUCGCUAUGUGUCUCUUCCGAGGGAUCCAGUAAGAAAUGGCCCGUGGACCUCCAUGUUCCCCACAUGUUCAGAAGAAAGAAGGAAAAUCGAAACAAAAUCUGAAAACACCCAAAAAACUUUAUUUUUUUUAAAAUGGGAUAGGGAGGGGAAAAAAAAAAAAGAAAAAAAGAGGGUUGUAAUAUAUGAAUGACCAAAAGGAUUGUACUUCAGGGGCUGGAACUUUGAGGUGAUGUGCACUACACUGUACACCAGACCCUUGCCCAGAGCCACCCGCAGCAGCCGUGGAGCAGGAGCCCAGCACAGCGAUUGCACUAGAGACUGAUGGAGCCAGUGGAGGGGGUGUGGGAGGAUGAGCACAGCUGCCUCUUCCACAAGGCUGAGCCUACCAUGCACAAUUUCAUCGUGCUUUAGACAGCAAAGGACUGAAGAACAGACACACAAGGGACUGGAUAAGGCAACAGGUUAGCCUUGAUUGUCCAGGUGGGUUUGAAACAAGUGGUGGUGGCUCAUCUAAGUAGGUAGUCAUUGUUUGCGUGAUUCUGGCUUUAAUUUCCAGCCACAGAAUGAAAACACAGAUUCUUCAGUAGAAGCUUUGCCCUUGUCACGUGAAACUUGUCUGAGAAGUCUAGCACUUCAGCGAGGCUGGCUUUUCUCCAGAGCCCCAAGCAGGGGCAGCAUGAUCUAACUUGGCAAUGGGACUCAGCUAAGGCUGGCUAAGGGUCAAGAGUUUGGUGCCUACCUUUCUGUUUUUACUAAGAUUUAUUGUUAAUUGUUGUGAAAGAGACCAAAUGGUUCCCUGCUGUGUUCCCAUCCCCUGGGAAAAAUAAUGGUCCAGUCAAGAAUCACUGACCUGCUGCCUUCCUGAGAAGGGGAGGAUAGAAUCUUUAAAUCUGGUAAGCCUUUGCCUUUCCCUUGAUACUUGCAAAAAAACGGUUUAUGGUGCUUUGUUAGCAUAACUAUUUGCAGUGGUUCCUACAUCCUUUCCAGCCAUAAGGGGAGGUCCAGUCAUGGUGCUGGAUGGAAGAGGCUUAGGUUUGUCAACCACUCCAUGCUGUUUGCCUGGAACAGUCUGUUGGCAUCAUUUCUGCUCAGAGAAUUUCCCCUGAGAUUCUCUCAUGGGCUCAUGAUGAAAGUAAUCAUCAAGUCAGAAUUGUUUUAGUUGAGAGUGUUUCCUCCCUUGAGAUAGUUUUUUAUUUAACUAACGUGUCAUCUACUCAAUCAUUUGGAAGUGAACUUGAGAAAGAUGCUUGGGACUGGACCUUAGUCAGAGAUUAAGCUGGAGCUUCUGAGGCCCCAGGCAGGCUCUAAGAGCACCCAGCGUGCAGACAAACUGCUCCAGCUGCUGCUCCAGUGGUCAUGGAUAUCAACUCAGGCAGGUCGCUGGUUUCUCUUCUCUGGAAUCAUCAACCCCUGUUGCCUUAAUUGUUCAUCUGGUCACUCUCUGACCCCAAACUCAUUUUUCCUGGGGGAGGAUAGAAAGGGCUGUGGUUUCUCAUUUAGCUUAGGUCUUUUUACAGAUUUUAUAGGCUCAGAUUAUGUGAGCAUUUUUAUAUAGGCUCAAAUCAGCUCUUCUGAAAGCUGUAACCUCUGGCAAGGAAGGAGCUGAGCAGUAACCUCAUGCCCUGGCUUUGCAGCUGCAGGAGGUACAUCCUCUGGCUGUUCCCUUACAUCCCUGUAAGGGAUGUGUCCCUUGAGCUCUCCCACUGGCACUGCACAGACUACAGGCAAGGGAGAAAAGCAGCAGAAAGCCUAGGCCAUAAUUGACAAAGAUCCUAGCUAAAUAUCCAGGUUGGGGAAUCAAGAUACUAAGGAACAGGAAAGAGGCGUUAGAAGCUUUUUCUCUUCAUUUGAGAACAAAACUUUAUUCAUCAGCAGGAUAGGGCUGGGCAGGUAGAGCUGCAGCCCCCCCCUGCUGCAGUCAGCAUAUUCAGCAAUGAAACAGGCGGCCAGGGCUGCUGAGCAGCCCCAGAUGUUGCAUUAAACCUUGUGGAAAGCUGUUCUGAACUAUUUCCCUCUGGACCUUUUUGUAAUGAGGCAUUGUAGCAUUAAAUUCUGGUCUGUUGUUUAAUAAAGGAAAACAGUUUGGUUAGCCAAAACCCAGCAGUAUUUGUACUGGACAGCAGGUGCUGCACUUAAGAUAAGAAAUAUCUGCUGCAUCUACUAGUCUCGUAGGGAAUGGGCCGAGCAGAAGGUGAGCUUAUCUGUUCUCCUUCUGCCUCAGGAGUUGGUGUCAGUUACUGUUCUGGGAGAGCAAAUCCCAGGGAAAGAACAAAACUGUCAGAAGAGACAGUAAUUUGGCUGGAGGUUAUUGAGAGAAGUAGAACUGCCUCCCCCAGUCUCCAGUUUUUUUCUUUCCCCUUGGUUUAUUAUGCAGAGUCCUCAGGUCAGAGCCUGGAAGGCAGAUACUCUAAUUUGUGCACGGUGGGUGGUUGAAAGGAAAGAAAAAAAGCCUUUAAGCCUUUUUCUGCCACCAGUGGCAUGGGAGAGAG